AUGCCGGUCCAUUCCCGGGAGAAGAAAGAGAACAACCACGAUGAGAUGGAGGUGGACUACGGGGAGAACGAGGGCAGCAGCUCCGAGGAAGAGGAGUCCGAGAGCACCUCCGUGUCCGAGGAAGGGGACAGCUCAGAAAUGGAUGAUGAAGACUGUGAAAGAAGAAGAAUGGAAUGUUUAGACGAAAUGUCCAAUCUUGAAAAACAGUUUACAGACCUCAAAGAUCAACUUUACAAAGAGAGAUUAAGCCAAGUGGAUGCAAAACUACAGGAGGUCAUAGCGGGGAAAGCACCAGAGUACUUAGAACCACUAGCAGCUCUGCAAGAAAACAUGCAAAUCCGAACAAAAGUGGCAGGUAUCUACAGAGAGCUCUGUUUAGAGUCUGUGAAAAACAAAUACGAAUGUGAAAUUCAAGCAUCCCGCCAACACUGUGAGAGUGAAAAGCUCUUGUUGUAUGACACUGUUCAGAGUGAACUAGAAGAGAAAAUCAGACGGCUUGAAGAAGACAGACAUAGCAUUGACAUUACCUCAGAAUUAUGGAAUGAUGAACUUCAGUCUAGAAAAAAAAGGAAGGAUCCAUUUAGUCCAGAUAAGAAGAAACCUGUUGUUGUUUCAGGGCCAUAUAUAGUAUAUAUGCUACAAGAUCUUGAUAUACUUGAAGACUGGACAACAAUAAGAAAGGCAAUGGCGACACUGGGACCUCACAGAGUGAAAGCAGAACCCCCUGUCAAGCUGGAAAAACAUCCACACAGUGCUAGAUCUGAAGAAGGAAGGCUCUAUUAUAAUGGGGAGUGGUAUGGACGUGGACAAACAAUAUGUAUUGAUAGAAAAGAUGAAUGCCCUACAAGUGCCAUAAUUACAACAAUUAACCAUGAUGAAGUGUGGUUUAAGAAGCCUGAUGGAAACAAAUCCAAACUGUACAUUUCUCAGCUACAGAAAGGAAAAUAUUCAAUCAAACAUAAUCACAACUGACCAUUAAACCAACCAGACAGUGUUAUCCUGCUUGAUGUGCCAUGAGAUGAAAGAUGUAUUUACUGUGUGUUCAUCUAUUUUUGUGGCAGUAUCUGUAUUUGUAGUAGUGUAAGUAAUCUUCAUACAGAUGUCUUAGAAUAAGUGACACAUAAUCAUAUUGACCAUGAUGUCUUGUCUCUAAUUUGGGUCCAGUGCCUAAGAUAGAAAGCAUUAACCAUUGGAGAGUCUGAGAAAAGAUUACAGUCCUAAAAAGCUAUGUGCAUGAAAUGGGGAGAACGGUACAUGGAACUGGGGGUAUAUCUUAAAAACUUUCCCCUGCUUGUUUGGCUAAAAGAGAAAUCCAAUUUAAAAUCUGCAUGUUGCCUCAGAGGCCUGCAGUAGGUAAACAUCCCCCUGGAUCUGUAUUUAGUUCUUUCUUGCACAAGCACAUAAGCAGCCAGGAUUCACACCUACACUGCUCUUUUAUACAGUAGAAACAAAGUGGUAUUUAUCAUUUUUAAAUGGAUCAUGUGCAAAUUGUGAAGUUUCACAACAUAUUGUAUAACUACUCAUCUUGCAUUUUAUGUCAUACUUGUCUUGUGAAUGUGUGUUAGCUUGCUCAAAUGUUUCUUUGAUACGGUCGAAUGGCAAAAAUACUCUUAAAUGGAAUCCCUAAAUAGUUGUUCUAGUUAUGUUGCUUGAGGUAAACUGUUACAAAUUCCCAUCAGUAAUAAAAUGAGGCCAUUAACUUGUUUGGGCAGCACUUUCCUAGUGUAGUAGCUGAUGUGCUGACUUCCUUCUCAUUCAGCAAAGAGUCUGUGAGGGAGAAAAAAAACGGGUGCAAAGAAAAUAUUGCUGGUUUUUUGUGGGUUUUUUUAAAUGCAAAAAAAAAAAAAGUCGGAGUACCUGUUCUGUAAAUGAUAAAACAAUAACCAAAAGUGUUACUGUGUACUCUUCUUGUCUGUUAGUCAAAUGAAAAGAAAUCUCUGGAAUUGUACGUUGAGGAGAAAACUGGUGCUCACAAAGCACUACUGCUUCAAAACCUCUCAUGUUCACUUCUGCAACACUAGUGCAAUUUAGAAAGCUGCAUUCAUAAGCUUAGUGUGAGGUGUAGGAUCUUUAGUUUUACCAUAUGUGAGUGAGGCUGGUAGAAAGGAUUGCCAGGGAAUGUGGGGGGUGGGGGGUAGGGGCAACAUGACUUGGUGGUUUAUGUGCACUUUAAGAUCCAUUUUGAUGAGUCUAUGAAGAAAGCCUGCAUCUGAUGGAGCAAACUGCCAAAAGAGAGUGUUAUGUUUUAGACUGGAUUGGUGCUGAAUCUGGAAUCUUACUUGCAACUUUGCAUUAUUUGACAUCCUGAGUUAGCAUCCCAAUAGGCAAAAAUUGCUGUGUUUUGUAGGACUGACACUGAUCAUCCCAACUCAUGUAGCUACCAAACAAACGUCAUGGUGAAUGAGAAUAGGCCUCUUAGUAAAGGAGGGAAAGCUAUAGCCCUUUUUAGAGCAGAGACUGUUCUACUUAAAAAUGGCAGCCCAGAGAGAUCUCCCAGAUAUAGUAGAAGUGUGCCUGCAUAUCCGACUGCAGCAAGCUAUUCCUGGAUCAUCUUUUUGAGGUUAAAAUAGUGUUAAAGUGAGGUUUGAUGGUCUUGAUUCUGGCAUGUCACUGCCCUGAAUGCUGUUUCUGCCUUCAAACUCUCUCCAUUUAGGUCGGGAUCGCAUCUGUUGGGUACUGUCCACAUGUGCAUAGGCACACCCCUUGCAUUGCAACCCAAGGCUGGGCACAAGUGCAGGGUUUCACAGAGUCAUGGAAUGCUGGCCUAUAUUAAUCAUGUUAUCUCACUUCUGUGUGGCUGGGACUAUCUGUGGGUCAAGGAAGUGUGGUGUCCCCCUUGCAUUAGUUCUUAUUACUGGGGCUCAGAAUAAAAUCUCUCCCAUUUAAUGUACUAAUUUUCUGUUUAUGCAAAAAUAUAUUUGCUGGAAUGGGAAGACACUUUUACCGUUGCCAAAAGUCAAAAAUACUAGGCGGCUGAAACUGACCAGAGCACUACUCUUGUUACUCUGCAUGCCACUCGUAUUAGCCAAAUGUAUAUAAAGUAAUAACAGGUUGGCACUUGACAAAACCUACUGUAUGUACACAGUUUGAUAAAGCUUUUUUGUAAUGAAAGAUUUGUAUUUUUUAACUUAGUGUAUAAAUAAAUGACCUGUCAUGAAGAAUCCAAA
Hemicordylus capensis (graceful crag lizard) is the source of this 3167-nucleotide messenger RNA. RefSeq names its product BRMS1 like transcriptional repressor (gene BRMS1L). Bases 1 to 972 code for a protein of 323 amino acids. The record is from RefSeq and is a predicted model, not a curated record. NCBI's taxonomy places the organism in Eukaryota, Metazoa, Chordata, Lepidosauria, Squamata, Cordylidae. Gene Ontology annotation, biological process: negative regulation of transcription by RNA polymerase II. The transcript has 10 exons. Gene Ontology annotation, molecular function: histone deacetylase binding. Gene Ontology annotation, cellular component: Sin3-type complex.